Molecule: messenger RNA, 1335 nt
Organism: Pteronotus mesoamericanus
Lineage: Eukaryota; Metazoa; Chordata; Mammalia; Chiroptera; Mormoopidae
Gene: TMEM231
Product: transmembrane protein 231
Exons: 7
Coding region: 34-984 (316 amino acids)
Biological process (GO): cilium assembly; regulation of protein localization
Cellular component (GO): ciliary membrane; ciliary transition zone
Source: RefSeq, a predicted model, not a curated record
UGAAAGCCGGCGAACGCACACUGUGCUGCCCUCAUGGCUCUCUACGAGCUCUUUUCUCAACCAGUAGAGCGCGGCUACCGCGCAGGACUCUGCUCCAAGGCCGCGGUGUUCCUGCUGCUGGCCACCGCGCUCACGUACAUCCCGCCGCUGCUGGUGGCCUUCCGGAGCCACGGGUUUUGGCUGAAGCGGAGCAGCUACGAGGAGCAGCCGACCGUUCGCUUCCAGCACCAGGUGCUGUUCCUGGCCCUCCUGGGACCCGAGCACGGCGGGUUCCUCGCCUGGAGCACGUUCCCCGCCUUCAACCGGCUGCAGGGGGAUCACCUGCGCGUCCCACUUGUUUCGACUAGAGAAGAAGACAGGAACCAGGAUGGGAAAAUGGACAUGUUGCAUUUUAAACUGGAGCUUCCGCUGCAGUCCACGGAGCAUGUUCUUGGUGUGCAACUCAUCUUGACUUUCUCCUACCAAUUGCACAGGAUGUCUACAUUCGUGAUGCAGAGCAUGGCAUUUCUCCAGUCCUCCUUUGCUCUUCCGGGGUCCCAGUUAUAUGUGAACGGAGACCUAAGGCUGCAGCAGAAGCAGCCCCUAAGCUACAGUGGCCUAGAUGUUCGAUACAACGUGUCAGUGAUCAACGGGACCAGCCCUUUUGCCUAUGACUAUGACCUCACCCACAUUGUUGCUGCCUAUCAAGAAAGGAAUGUUACCACCAUCCUGACUGACCCCAACCCCAUCUGGCUGGUGGGAAGGGCCGCCGAAGCUCCGUUUGUGGUUAAUGCUGUCAUCCGAUACCCCGUGGAAGUCAUUUCUUAUCUACCAGGAUUCUGGGAAAUUAUAAAGUUUGCCUGGAUCCAGUAUGUCAGUAUCCUACUUAUCUUCCUCUGGAUAUUUGAAAGAAUAAAAAGAUUUGUGUUUCAAAAUCAAGUGGUCACCACAAUCCCUGUAACAGCAAUGCCCCAAGGAGAGCUGUGUAAGGAGCACUUAUCAUAAGAAGACCAUCACCGAAAACUCUAAGCAGGACCCUGGCUACCUCAUAUUGUCUUCUAAGAACUGCCAUCUGAGGACCCUUCUGAAAAGAGCCCAUGGACAUGUAUCAGCAUGUGUGCUUUUCUUACCAGAGACAAAGAUGAGUUCUUUCUAAUUUUUCCCUACACAAAUUCCAUAUCUCCUAAGUGCCUUUCAAAAUCAUCGGAGACUAGUUUGUGGAAAGGUCUGAGGGUUCCCAAAGGCUGUAAUUUGCUUCCUGCUUUUUUUUUUUUUUCCCCUUAGACCUGGAUUUCAGGAGAAAGCUACUAUCAGUUUAGACAUGUUGGAGAGAGUCCCGUCUCUGGUCCAGCAAAG